GGCUUGACAGCACACACACAAUCUAGGUAACAAUCUAGGUUCUACCAAUGGAAGGAAAGAUGCUCUCUGAAAAUCUUUGCUAUUUCUUUUGGGACUUAAAGAAUAUUUCUGAACCUGAAAACGUUCCUGCAAGCAAUUCUAGUCCACUGGCAAUCACAUAUACCAGCUUUGUGGUGGCCAUGAUUUGUUGCAUUAUUGGAUUAAUAAGCAACGUUAUUGUCAUCUAUAUUACUGGGUUCGUAAUGAAGGAAAAACGAUCUAAUAUUUGGUUUUUACAUUUAGCUGUUGCAGAUUUUCUCUUUUUGCUUUUCUUACCUUUCAAUGCUCUUUCUGAGUUUAAUGGUAGUUGGCAGUAUGGGUCCCAUCUGUGCAAAAUGUAUCAUUUCCUUUCCAGUUGUAAUAUAUAUGCCAGUAUUUUUAUCAUUACUGCCCUAAAUAUUGAUCGUGUUUUGUCUGUUGCUAAACCCAUUUGGCAUCGCAAGUUCCUAUCUCCAAAAGUUUAUUUUUGGACCUGCACAUCAAUUUGGAUAAUUACAGUACUUGGAAGUCUUCCGGCAGCAUUUUUUAGUGAUGAGUAUGAAAUUGGAGGAGAAACCCAGUGCCUUCUCGGCUAUGUUGGGCAUAAUACCCAGCAUAAGGGGCUAAGUGAACACACUGAGUGGAUUGACAUUCAACAAAACCAUACAUUGUUUAAUAAAAGUGCAGAGGACCCAACAAUAUAUUAUGGUGAUUUACAAGGCCUCUCUUUUAGUUAUUAUAAUGGAAGCAAUGAUACACAAGCAGUAGGAUAUUCUCCAGUACCAAACUUUUUAAAUACUGUAAAGUACUACUUUUUUACUACUUUUGAGGAGCACAUUUUUUAUGCUCUUCCUCUGUACAGACAACAAUGUAAAAGUAAUGAAUGCUGUGCUACUGAAGACAAGUUAACAAAAUGGAACCAGAUGUUGUUCACUACAGAGAGACUUACAAUUCCUCUUAUAAUUAUUGGUUACUUUUUCCCUCUGUUUGUUAUUCUAUUUUCCAAUCUAACAAUUACCAUAAAAGUAAGACAUUCCCAAACUGUAAACCCUUCCAGGCUAUAUAGGAUUGUAGUUACUGUGGUUUUGGUUUAUUUCCUAACAUGGACACCACUGGUCAUAGCAGAGAUAAUUUUCCUGGUGGCUGCUCGUAAUAUGGAUUUUUCACUACUGUUUAAUAUCAGUAUGAUUCUGCCCUUACUCACCAGUAUAGCUUAUUCUAACUGCUGUCUUAAUCCUAUCAUGUAUGUGCUGGUUGGCAAAAAUGUAAAAAGUGUACUUAGAGAUUCUAUGUACAGUAUUUCACAAAGUUUUUCAAAGCAUUCAUUUUCUUUGUCAAAAUAA
Bombina bombina (fire-bellied toad) is the source of this 1361-nucleotide messenger RNA. RefSeq names its product chemerin-like receptor 1. The transcript has 2 exons. Bases 48 to 1361 code for a protein of 437 amino acids. Gene Ontology annotation, cellular component: plasma membrane. Gene Ontology annotation, biological process: inflammatory response; phospholipase C-activating G protein-coupled receptor signaling pathway; complement receptor mediated signaling pathway. Gene Ontology annotation, molecular function: G protein-coupled receptor activity; complement receptor activity. Lineage: Eukaryota; Metazoa; Chordata; Amphibia; Anura; Bombinatoridae. The record is from RefSeq and is a predicted model, not a curated record.